Molecule: messenger RNA, 1257 nt
Organism: Cryptomeria japonica (Japanese cedar)
Lineage: Eukaryota; Viridiplantae; Streptophyta; Pinopsida; Cupressales; Cupressaceae
Exons: 3
Coding region: 1-1257 (418 amino acids)
Source: RefSeq, a predicted model, not a curated record
AUGGAAACUGGUCUACAACAACAACUCAGACUUGCUCUUGAAGAUAUUGAUAAUGGGCAGAUGGAGAACAUUAAACUGAAAAGUGAAUUGAAGCAAGCCAGAGAACGCAUCAUUUCAUUGCAAGGAAAUCUUUCAGCUAUCAAGGCUAAGAGGAAGGAACUUAAGAUCAAGCAAGACAAAAAGAAUACCUUCCGGUAUGGAUCCUUUAUUAUUUGUUUAGUAUUUUACUUUUUGGGAACUAUUCCCAGUUUUGGAAAGACUCAGCGGGCUUUUGACCGCCAGGUAGCAACACAAAUUGCUCAAAUUUUAGAUAGGCAAGGGGAUAAGAAUAGUAAAGCCAAUUUAUGGGAAUUUUUCAAAACAUUUCAAGAGAAAAUGAAAAAUGGGUCUCAGAUUCCUAAAUCUAUUGUAGAAAAAUAUAAGGACACAAUUUGUUUUAUGAUAGAUAAAGAUGAAUGUAUGAUGGAGGUUGUGCAACCUAGAACAAUUUGGAUAAUGCCUAUGGGAUAUGAGGUUGAGGAAACUACACUGGAUGCCUAUGCACAACAUCUAUUGCAGGCGCUGGUAGAUGAAAAGGAAGAGAAAUUUUGUACUGCUAAGGAGAAAGGACUUAAAGUUCAUCAAGAACAGAGGAAGAAAGAGUUGAAGCAAAAGAGAAAAGAGGAAAGGGAAGCUCAAAAAGUAGCUCAGGCCACACCCAAUGUGAUCCUAGUUACAUCAGAAACUUCCAAACAACCGGAAGAAUCUUCAGCUGAGCCUGCUAGUCAGACAUCGGUAGAGCCACCCAAGAAUAAGUCUAAGGUGACCCAACAAUAUAUGACUUCUUCUUCUAAAGAAAUAGAAUCUGAUACAGAGAUUAAGGAGGUUCCUAAGAAUAAAGACAUUUUUGUCAGAGUGGUGAGGGAGAAGAAAGAAGAACAAAAGCCUAAACCAGUCAAGGUGACUCCUCGAAAGCCAAAAAUCACUAUUGUGCACAAGAGGAAGCCCAAAUCUGAUGAGAAACCCAAACCUGAACCUAAAAGGAGAGCCGGUAAGAAAAAGAUGAACACACAAGAUUUUAUUGAACAUAUAGUAAAUGAUGGUAACUUAGAUAAUAUUUGUUCAUUCUUUGACAAUUUUGAUGAGGAGGACAAGAAGCAAGUAGAAGAGGCUAUUCUUUUAUAUCUUGAUUCAUUUAGUAGGGCAUUGAUAGAAUUGGAGAAAGUUUUUCCUAAGGAGUUAUAUGACAAGUUAGAAGUUAGAAAGCUACAUGCGUAG